Diaporthe batatas is the source of this 4039-nucleotide messenger RNA. RefSeq lists its product as uncharacterized. Gene Ontology annotation, biological process: establishment of cell polarity. Gene Ontology annotation, cellular component: cell tip; cytoplasm. The coding region runs from base 483 to 3491 and encodes 1002 amino acids. The record is from RefSeq and is a predicted model, not a curated record. The transcript has 2 exons. Lineage: Eukaryota; Fungi; Ascomycota; Sordariomycetes; Diaporthales; Diaporthaceae. Gene Ontology annotation, molecular function: cytoskeletal regulatory protein binding.
GGGGAACGUCCGUGCCUCGACAACUGUUGAAACCCAGAAACCUGGAAACCAGAAACAACAUCUCGACAGGCAAGAACCAAACCAAACCAAACCCUUGACACAAGAUCGUCAAUCACUGCAUCCUCGCCCGCCCACAUCCAAGCAUCAAGUUCCACAUUUGCAGCACCACCGGCACCAGCACCAGCCCAGCCAGGCCCUCGUGCUGACCUGCUCGCCCCCACUACCUGCCUCCGACUUUACCGACUCUUUCGCCUCUGCUGCACCUGCACCUGCACCUGCACCCAACUCCAACCCAAUCCGUGCGUGGCUUCAAUCCGAGCUUGGCCUUGUCUCACCUCGGCCCUAAUCUCGACGCUCCUCCCUCAUCACCACCAUCUUGGUCCUCACGAUCCAACACACACGCAUCCAUCGGCUCCCGUUAUAGAGGACAAAGAGGGGGAAGGCCUGGUUCGGGAGUUGUCAAGCCACAAGCCACAGUCACCAUGCAGGCACCAGGCCCAUCGCAACGGUCCUUGCGCCGCUCGCCAGGCGCAGAGCCUGGUCCGCCGCCAAAUGUUCCCUUGCGAUCAAUAUCACCUGCCGUCGGUCUCGCAGGCAGUGUCCAGCCUCGCGCUUCCACUGCCUCCAGCAGGUCGAACCAGAGCAGUGAGAGGAACAGCAGCAGUUCAAAACGACCGAGUACCUCGAGUAGCAGCUCCGCCAUGCCCUUGUCCCAGAUCGAAAAGAGCGUCACCCACUUGCUUGUCGCCACGAAACAGCUCCUCGAGACGUUGACACAAUGGUCCCGGGGCCAGGCGACCGACACGCAGGUGUCAGACGUCUACGUAAGGCUUGGGUAUGAGUUCAAUAUGGCUUGUCGGGCCUUCACGGCGAUAAAUGUCGAUACCUCCGACCUCGGAAACGUCCCUGAACUUCUUCGGAAUAUACUUGAGGCGACCCUGAGCCAGGAGGCAAGUGUCGAGAGCCUUGAAAAGUACCUGCCAAGGAUAAGAGACAUAAUUAUAAAUCUUCUCCAUGGCUUGAAAAAGAAGCAACAAAAGUUACGACAGAAGCAGGCACGCGACAAGGAAAAUGGGGGCCCUGAGUCCUCCAACGGCCGUGUCACGAGCACCGGUACCCAGGGAAGCAAUUCUGGGGGUUUGUCGCAGAUUCUGAACGAUAGCUUGACUGAGAAUGGAUACCGACCGGCCAGUAGCCGUGGGACAGACGACACGGUCAAGGCGAAUGGGUCUCCUCGGCGAUUCCAGUCUCAGCGGGAUGAGUCCCAGGCGACAAUCUCGGACAAGUCCUCCCUCUCGAGCGAUACCAUGCAGAGCAUGCCCGUCGUUCCACCAUACCCGUCCGAAGAUCCUGUUCCAACCCCUGCGGCGCCGGGGGAACUGGACUCUUUCCCGCCGCCGCCGCCUCCGCCAAAGUCAUCAACCCAGAGUGCCCUGGCAGCACUACAAAGAGGUGGGGACUUGGAGCGCCGUGCGUCUCGAAGAUACUCUGCAUACCAAAUCUCCAAGCACCUGGGCAGUGGCGCAAGUGGGGUUCCUAUGAUGCCAACGCAGACUGGCCCAAUACCAAACCGAGGAAGACCAGAGGCCAGGGAAUCUAUGCGAGCCGUGCAGGCGAGGGAAACUGUGCGAAGGAAAAAUAAUGAUGGGUCACUGAGUGCCAGGCCCGGAGUCUUGGAUCCCUCCUCACCCCAGCGUCAACCAAACAGGGCAUCGGGAGAGAAGGAGGUGCCCAAGCCAGCAAGCCCGACACAGGAGGACAGAUUCAAACCAAGCGCGACCUUGAAAGGACCCCUGCCUGAUGUCGUCCCAACAAUGGCAAGUGAAGGCGACAUCACGCCGAAGACGGAGACCAAAGAGGAUUCGAAGCUUGUCGAGCCGAAACCCGCGACUCCCACCCCUGAAGAGCAAGGCAAGAGCUUCAUGGACCAGUCGCCUCCAGCGUCGCCACCGAAAGACCUCACCCUUUUCCUCCAAUACAAAUCCAAAGUCAAGAAAUUCGUCCUUUCGGGGGGCUAUAGUGAACUGACGAUCGGCCGGUUGCAACUUGCAUUCAUCGAGAAGUUCUCCUGGAAUACCCAUGCAAAUGGGGCGGAUCUGCCCGAGAUUUAUAUCCAAGACCCGGUCUCCGGUGUACGACAUGAGCUAGAGGAUCUGACGGACAUCAAGGACCGUUCCGUUCUGGUGCUGAACGUGGAAGCGCUUGAUGAGGUCAAGAAGCACGUGGAUGACGGGCUAGGAUCCAUCCGGAAACUCAUCGAAUCCGUUAAGCAGGACGUUGGGGACCAAAGCGCUGCCCUCCAACGCGUUUCCGAACGACAAUCAGAAUCGGCCAAGGAGAUCGCGAGGCUCGCUGCUGCCCCUCCAAGCCCACCGGCAGACUCUCCCCGGAACACUACUCUCAGUGGUGGGCGCCAGCUCAAAGGUGGUCAGGCGGCUGAGGUGCAGACUCUGCGCCGGGAUCUGGCUGUUCUCAGGCAGAUGUACACCAACUUCCAGUCUGAGGUCGACGGUUCCAUGGCUGCCAUCCGCAACAAGGCGAACAACGUGAAGGCUGCGGCGGCCAAGGCAUCGCUGCCUGACGUCGACGGAGGCUCCGGAUCGUCAUACGUAAAGCAAGGACGGAAACAGCUCAACACGGACUCUGAUCGUCUCGUCACCAAGGUCGACGACCUUCAAGAUUUGGUUGAGGAUCUGCGCAAGGAUGUGGUCCAACGUGGCGUCCGACCACUGCCACGCCAGCUCGAGACUGUGGCCAAGGACAUGCAGCUUGCCCUCAAGGAGCUCAAGAAGAUGGAGGAGUACAUGAAGCGCGAGAAGCCUAUCUGGACCAAGAUUUGGGAGAAGGAGCUCGAGGAUGUCUGCAACGGACGCGACGAGGUCAAACUUAUGGAGGAUUUGGUUGCCGAUCUGCAGGACGACCUCGAGAAGGCCAGCGAGACGUUUGCGCUUGUGGAGCAGGCCACCAAGGAGCAGAUGAAGGAUGUCAACGCUGGGCAGGCGAAUGCCACCGUGUCACGUCAAUUCUCACGGGGCCUGAAGCACAUUGAGGACAACACGCUGGUGGACCCUUCAGAGGCGAAGGAAGGGGUGUUGGGUGAGGUGCGCGCGCUGCAGCCAAACCACGAGAACCGCAUGGAAGCCAUCGAACGCGCGGAAAAGCUUCGCCAGAAGGAGCUUGAGACCCGCAACCAGAAUCCGAUCAAGAAAGAGCUCGUCGAAUUUGUGGCGGAGGGCAAGCUAAAGAAGAGCGGCGGCGUUGAGGAGCUCGAGCGGCAGAGAGUCGCCCGGGAGGAGCGCAUCAGGAAAGAAGUCUGGGAGAGGAUGAACGGGCUUGCUGCCGAUGAUCCCAUCGGAGAGGAUGGUAUCCCCGAGGGCGACGACGACGAAUAUGUAGAAUACGAGGAAGUGGAGGUCGAGGAGGGUGAUGAGCUGGAGGAGGGAGUCGGGGCGGCGGCUGAGCCGGAGCCCGCCGCCAAGACAGCUUCUUGAUGCAAGACCAUCAAUCGAGAGUGAAAUAUCAUAUGCUGGGAUUUUCGGGUGGAUGAUUUAUGGGGUCUGGAUGCGCACUUUCGAAGCAAAAGACUGUGAGCAGAUACCCGCGACUCGUUGGCCCAGCACUGCUACAUUUUGUAUCGUUUGCCCUUUGCUUAUUUUCCCCUUUCCGUCGUCUGCUUCUCCUCUUGAUAUCAUAUCGUCUCUAGACACUGCACCAGAUUUCCCCUUAUCAUACCACUGUUGUUACACCCUAUCACUUUAGCGUCGGGGGUGGUGUUUGGUGAUUCAAUUCCAUGUUUGUGGGCAGGAGGAUCUUCGUCUUUUCCGCAUGGGCAUUUGUGUAUAUCAGCCCGUUACUUAUUUCAUCUGGGUCGAAGUGUUGGAACUUGAAGGCGGGUCGGUGGUGGUAGUAUGUUGAUGCGUCCAUGAGGACAAUUUGAUCACGACUUCUUCCCAACUGCACCGUCCCUCGUGACUGCUGAGAACCGAUGGCGAAGCGAUGUGCCUCCUUGCGCUACGCCAAAUCCAAGCCCCACGAAUAU